Caenorhabditis angaria is the source of this 729-nucleotide messenger RNA. Lineage: Eukaryota; Metazoa; Nematoda; Chromadorea; Rhabditida; Rhabditidae. The record is from the annotation of a GenBank genome assembly.
AUGCUUGGUCAUUUUCAGCUUAUCCUAUUAUUCCAAAGUUUUCAAGUAACUUUUGUUAUUGCCUGUAUUCCAACUCAGCAGAUUGAAAGAGGCAAUAUUGAAGAAGUGACAUCAACAACUUCUAUCUCAACAAGCUUAUCUUUAGAACCUCUUGUCACAAGUUCUUCUACAACUUCUACAUCUACCUCCACCUCUACUACCACUUUUAUCAUCACUACUUUUACAACAAGCACAUCCACAACAACUACGACUACCAAAGCUCCGCCAAGCUGCCCCGAUAACUGGACAAAAUUCGAUCGCACCCCAACAUCAUGGUGUAUGCGGGUAGCCCUUCAACCAACCAUGGAAGAUGGAACCCUGGCAGUCUGCCAAGCUCUCAACUCAUCCGCCGUCGUUUCAGGCUUUGAAAACCAGAACGAAAUCUCAACAAUGAUGGCCUCUGCAGUCGAGCAAGGUGCUGAUUCCAACAGCAAUUUGUUUGUUGGGGCGAAACGCACCGAUGACUGCACAAGUUCAGGGCUAACUGCAACCUGUACAGCACUGAACUCUUUUGAAUGGACUGAUCCUAGUACGACAGGAACUGAUGGUUUUCAGUGGUCUGCAGGUCAGCCGGAUAACUAUAUGGGAACUUCUGAAUGUGUGAUGAUCAAUGCUGUGACUGAAUUGAUGGAUGAUGUGAAAGGAGAUGAUACUAGACAGGGAGUUGUAUGUGGAAUGUAUGUUGCGUAG